AGCCUAGGGUACGUUGCCGUGCAUUAUGGGUUCACCCUAUAGUCUUGAAAGAGCUUCAUGCAGGAGGUCGUCUUAGCUUUAUAGUAACUGUCCGAGCUUAGUUAGGCUUAAGCGAUUGCACACGUCGGCUUAUAUACGUUCGGCGUACAGACAGCAGCAUACCCUGACUGUAUAGCAGCCUCCGACUCUUACCCUGUUUCCCUAUGCCUGUAAAGAGCUAGGCACGUAUUCACCUCUUGCUUAACACGGGCCUAAAGAGCAGAACUAAAGAUGGAGAGCCAGUAUCUACGGAUAGCGAUCUCUGACCGCGAUUGGGAUGAAUUAGUCGAAGGGAUAACGAUCGUUGUGCAUACGGAGGGAAGAUGGGAAACGUCGGAGCUCAGUAACAACCACGUCACACAAUAUCUCUUACUACCGAACAGCAGAUCGGUCCAGCUCAACGAACGACAUGUAGACCAAGACGACAUCAAUGGUCGUUUCGAAAUGGUGAGCAGAGAUUAUCGUCCGGAUUCUAGUCGGUCCUACAUAACAGGCUUUCACAUAACCACUAUCAUGCGGCUUACAGUCCGCAUGGUGUAUGGAGCAAUUCGUCGGUCCUCCUUGAACGAUUUCUGCUUUGCAAAUGGUGGGAUGGGGUGUCGCUAUUGGCAGUACGACCUGCGAAAUGAUCUGGUAUGAUAUAGAGCGGAGACUGACGUCCAUUUAGCAUAACCCUCCUACAGCUCUUUGCCUCAGUACACUGGGUCCAGUCUGAUUCUGC
This is a messenger RNA of Baudoinia panamericana UAMH 10762, 760 nucleotides long. RefSeq lists its product as uncharacterized. The coding region runs from base 271 to 678 and encodes 135 amino acids. The record is from RefSeq and is a predicted model, not a curated record. Lineage: Eukaryota; Fungi; Ascomycota; Dothideomycetes; Mycosphaerellales; Teratosphaeriaceae. The transcript has a single exon.